Molecule: messenger RNA, 1006 nt
Organism: Prunus avium (sweet cherry)
Lineage: Eukaryota; Viridiplantae; Streptophyta; Magnoliopsida; Rosales; Rosaceae
Product: thaumatin-like protein 1b
Source: RefSeq, a predicted model, not a curated record
CAACUUAAUUCCAUCCAAGGAUAUAAUUAGUUUGGCAGCAGAGGAACUAAUUUCAUUCAAUGAUGAUGAACACCCAAGCACUUCUCAGCCUCACCUUGGCCCUCCUCUUCGCAGGUGCUCAUGCAGCUACGAUUACCUUCACAAACAAAUGCCCCUACACCGUAUGGCCAGGAACCCUAACCGCCGACCAACAACCUCAACUGUCCACCACAGGCUUCGAGUUAGCAUCCCAAGCUAGCAGCUCAGUGACCACUCCAGUCCCAUGGAAAGGCCGCUUCUGGGGCCGAACUGGAUGCUCCACCGAUGCCUCCGGAAGGUUCAGCUGCGCCACAGCAGAGUGCAACUCCGGCCAAGUCACAUGCAACGGAAACGGCGCCGUUCCACCCGCAACCCUAGUUGAAAUCAACAUUGCAGCCAACGGGGGCCAAGACUUCUAUGACGUGAGCCUCGUCGACGGCUUUAACCUUCCCGUUUCCGUCUCUCCGCAAGGUGGCACCGGCGACUGCAAGACCUCUACCUGCCCCGCCAACGUCAACGCCGCCUGCCCGGCUGAGCUGCAAGUGACCGGGGCCGGCGGAGUUAUCGCCUGCAAGAGUGCGUGUACAGCUUUCAACCAGCCUCAGUACUGUUGCACUGGUCAGUAUAACCAACCGUCGACGUGCCCUCCCACAAACUACUCUCAGAUAUUCGAGAACCAGUGCCCUCUGGCUUAUAGCUACGCUUACGAUGACGUCAACAGUACCUUUACAUGCAGCGGUGGACCUAACUACGUUAUUACAUUCUGCCCUCCAAAUUAAUAUAUAGAAACACAUAUAUAUACUCUCUAUAUAAAAAUAUUUCCCUUUCUAUACAGAUAUAUAGGAAGAAUAAACUUAAUGAAUCUUGACACAUUACAGGUGUUGUCAUGAAUUUGUAAUAAUAUUUUCAAUGAAAUAAAAAAUAAGUACGUGGUCCGGUGCUACUAUUAGCACUGGUUUUAGCUGGCAAUGAAAGCACAUUUUGAAUA